Molecule: messenger RNA, 1860 nt
Organism: Stereum hirsutum FP-91666 SS1
Lineage: Eukaryota; Fungi; Basidiomycota; Agaricomycetes; Russulales; Stereaceae
Exons: 6
Coding region: 1-1860 (619 amino acids)
Biological process (GO): positive regulation of transcription by RNA polymerase II
Molecular function (GO): RNA polymerase II cis-regulatory region sequence-specific DNA binding; DNA-binding transcription factor activity, RNA polymerase II-specific; protein dimerization activity
Source: RefSeq, a predicted model, not a curated record
AUGGGACGCAAGAAGAUUGAGAUUCAGCCAAUAACGAACGAGCGCAACCGCUCCGUCACUUUCCUAAAGCGCAGGACCGGUCUAUUCAAGAAAGCGUACGAGCUCGGCGUCCUUUGCUCGGUCGACGUCGCAGUCAUCAUUUUUGAGAAGCGACAAGGGCACGCGGAAAAGCUUUAUCAGUAUUGCUCGUCGGACAUUCGAGGCAUCGUAGACCGUCAACGGCGGUUUAGCGGAGAGCGCGACACUCGAACUCCGAGCGACUUCAGCGGGAACCCGGCUCCCUCUGGUGCUGCGGGCGCAGAAGAUGACGCCGGAGACGACGACGACGAUCAGGAUAUGGCGGAUGAGCCUUCCGCUCGCGGUGAGGGUGACGCAGACGGAGGGAAACCAUCCGGUGGAGAGGAAAGAGGAAAGAGAGGGAGACCACUUUCAGUGAAGGCGGAAGGGGACAUGGGUAUUGACAUGGACUAUACCUCCUUCUCAAACCACCCACACCACAACCACCCACUCUCCUCCAACUUAUCCUCUUCGGCGUCUACUCUCUCCAUCCCCUCUCUAGUGCCUUUCAGCUUUGACGACGUCUCUUCCCUCGGCGGCGUGCCCUCCAUUUCGACUUCCCCAACGAUGCCCAUCUCUUCCGACCGACACACACGCAGCCGCCUAGCGGCCUACCAGUCUCACAGUCAUCUAUUGCACCAACAACAAUCGCACCAACCGUACCCAUCUCUCGGUUCGCAUCUCUCUCUCACACACCAGCUGGGACGGUACGGAAACGAAAGCAAUCCGAACAAACGACCUCGUCUCUCAAGCACCUCUCUCCCAAGUCUCGACAUGCACCAUUCCUAUCCACACCAUUCGCCCACGUCUGCAACCAGCCUCGUCGGACGAGGAAGCGCGUCCUCCUACCUGUACGACGACUCAUCGCCUCUACACGGAGGCGGAGGCGGCAGCGGCGGGAAUGGAAACUCCCCAUUUCACGACGAACACUCACACUUGCAUGGUCGUACUCCAGCGCCGCCACCUUCUUCCUCAGGUGGUGCAGGAGGAUACGGACAAAUUAAGUCAGCGUCGCGCCGACCCGGGGGUUUACCUUCUUCUUCCUCUUCUAAUUCAUCGACGCCACAGCCUGGCUACCCGGGACGUACGCAUCCCCUGUCGGGUCCUGGUGGUGGCCUAGGUGAAGGAGGUGGGGGUGGGGGUGGGGGUGGGCAUGGGGUGGGAGGACCGAUGAGCCCAGGAGGGCAAGAUCUCUUCGCCGGUGUGUUUGGUGCGGGAACGGACUCCGGAUCGGGAGAUGGUACACGAGGGAACGGGGGAGCAUCAGGAGGUGGUGGUGGGGUAAGCGGCCUACCGUUCAACUAUCACUCCAACCCACUCUCCGCAUUCGACCUGGAGUCCCUCUUCAGUGAUCCCGAACCUCCCGCGAAUAAUAACAAUGAACUGAUGUACUCGUUCGACUGGCCACAGUACAACCCAAGUUCACAAUCGCAGCAACAUGGUUCGUCGGACCACUCAUCCUCAGGCGCAGGGAGAGGGACUAGGAACGGAGGGGACGGAGGAGGGAAUGGAGGGAUGGUAGAGGGACCGAAUUGGUUGGAUUUGUUGGCUACUGCGGUGCCAGACCUCGAUAUGGGCGCUUCGUCCUCGUCUAGUCUCCCUCCUACGUCCAUGUCUGGCUCUGGCUCUGGUCUGAGCGGGACGAACAUCGGCAUCGAAGGAGAACGGGGUGAUAGCGAGGACGGAGAGGGGGAGUUCGUGGGUUUGGAUGAAGGGAUGGGUUUGGAUGGGUUUGAGAUGUUGGGUGCGCAGGGGAGGGGUGAGAAGAAGGACAGUAGGAGUGGUGGUGAUAGUGAUGGGUAG